Messenger RNA from Amaranthus tricolor (Joseph's coat), 4984 nucleotides. RefSeq names its product ABC transporter B family member 1-like. The record is from RefSeq and is a predicted model, not a curated record. The coding region runs from base 769 to 4800 and encodes 1343 amino acids. Gene Ontology annotation, biological process: transmembrane transport. The transcript is spliced from 10 exons. Gene Ontology annotation, molecular function: ATP binding; ATP hydrolysis activity; ABC-type transporter activity. NCBI's taxonomy places the organism in Eukaryota, Viridiplantae, Streptophyta, Magnoliopsida, Caryophyllales, Amaranthaceae. Gene Ontology annotation, cellular component: membrane.
AUUAAACACAAAAUUACUAACUAAAUGAAUUUUUAAGAAAUCCAAGUGUAAUCAUUUAAGCACUCUAAGAAAAAACUUAGCUCCGCCCCAGAAUAUAUCCUAAGUUCUCCCUUACAAGCUACAACUACAAGUUACAACCAAACUAAUGAAUGGAUGAAUGAAUCAUGAAUUAUGUAACAUAUCUUGUAUUUUAAGUUCACCUUUAUAAGCUAUUCUAUGUCUUCCUUUUAAUUUGAGCAUACUCUUUUAAUUUGUCUUAAUAAUUUUGCACCAUUUUAUUAUCAAUGACUUAAUUUUCUUCUCUUUGAUCUCAAUAAUAAAUUUAUUUUCUAUUUAGCUGAAUUAUUUAUUUUUAUUAUCUACUUAGUCUUAUUUUUUUUAAUAAAAUUUUCUUUGGAAUAAUUUCCAUCCAAAAUGAGUACUAAUGAAAAUAAGUGAAUGAAGGGUGAUUGAAACAUCUGUUGUCACUUCCCUCCUCAAUCUUUCUUUAUCUCUCUCUUUCUACAUUUUUACACAGAAAGACAAGCAAAUAUGUACCAGACAGUAGUAAUUCUCUGCUUCCCUAAGAAUAAAGAUGGUGUUUUGUAGAAGCUAUGAACCAUUAACUAAAAACAAAAUAAAAGUUUUAAUCUUUUACGAAAAAAAAAAAGCAACUUUGGAGAGAGAGAAAUGGGAAGAAAAUAGAAGUGGGGGUUAAUAUAUUUUUAUUAUUUAGCCCCUACCACUUUUUGCUUAUAAACGAAGCUUAAAUUUGGUAGUUAACAAAUAAUGUCACAAGAUUCUAAGGAGAUAAAGACAAUUGAACAGUGGAGAUGGUCUGAAAUGCAAGGGAUUGAUCUUCUUCCUUCCAGCAAUUUAUCAUCAACAACACCAGAAAAUAAUCCCCAUUUACAUAGAGAAUCAAAAACAGCACCUAAAGUAAUAGAACACAAGAUAGAAAAAGAAAUGGAAGUUGCAGAAGGGAAAAAAGAUGGAUCAGAGAAACCUAAAGAAGCUCCUCCUGCUGUUGGGUUUCAAGAAUUAUUCAGAUUUGCUGAUGGUUUGGAUUACAUUUUAAUGGGGAUUGGCUCUCUUGGAGCUUUUGUUCAUGGGUGUUCUUUGCCACUUUUUCUUAGAUUCUUUGCUGAUCUUGUUAAUUCUUUUGGUUCUUAUGCCAAUAAUCCUGAUAAAAUGAUGCAAGAAGUUUUAAAGUAUGCAUACUAUUUUCUUGUUGUUGGAGCUGCAAUUUGGGCAUCUUCAUGGGCAGAAAUUGCCUGUUGGAUGUGGACUGGAGAAAGACAAUCAACAAAAAUGAGGAUCAAGUACUUAGAAGCAGCAUUAAGUCAGGACAUUCAGUACUUUGAUACUCAAGUUAGAACUUCUGACAUUGUUUUUGCCAUUAACACUGAUGCUGCAUUAGUCCAAGAUGCCAUAAGUGAGAAGUUGGGUAGUUUCAUUCAUUACUUAGCAACAUUUGUGACUGGUUUUGUGGUGGGAUUUACUGCUGUAUGGCAAUUAGCUUUAGUAACUCUUGCUGUUGUGCCUCUUAUUGCAAUUAUUGGUGGAAUCCACACUACAACAUUAGCUAAACUAACCAGCAAGAGCCAAGGAGCUAUGUCACAAGCUGGGAAUAUUGUUGAACAGACAAUUGUUCAAAUUCGGGUAGUUUUCGCAUUUGUUGGUGAAUCGAGAGCUCUACAAGGGUACUCAGAUGCAUUGAAAAUCGCCCAAAGGCUGGGUUACAAGAGUGGAUUAGCCAAGGGUUUGGGAUUGGGUGGAACUUAUUUUGUUGUAUUUUGCUGUUAUGCUCUUCUUCUUUGGUAUGGAGGAUAUCUUGUUAGGCAUCAUUUAACAAAUGGUGGACUUGCCAUAGCUACUAUGUUCGCGGUCAUGAUCGGGGGAAUAGGUUUGGGACAAUCGGUCCCGAGUAUGAGUGCAUUUGCCAAGGCAAAAGUUGCAGCUGCAAAGAUUUUUAUGGUAGUUGAUCACAAACCAAACGUAGAUCGAAACAACGAAUCAGGCACAGAAUUGGAAUCAGUAACAGGACAAAUUGAGCUCAAAAAUGUCGACUUUUCAUAUCCAUCUCGACCAGAUGUGAAAAUUCUUAAUAAUUUCUGUCUUACAGUACCUGCUGGAAAAACCAUAGCUCUAGUUGGUAGUAGUGGAUCCGGAAAAAGCACUGUGGUGUCUCUCAUUGAGAGAUUUUACGAUCCAACCGAAGGACAAGUUCUUGUAGAUGGGCAUGAUAUAAAAUCAUUGAAGCUUAGAUGGUUAAGGCAGCAAAUCGGUUUGGUGAGCCAAGAGCCUGCGUUGUUCGCGACCAGCAUCAAAGAAAACAUACUUCUAGGCAGACCGGAUGCUAGUUUGGCCGAGGUCGAAGAAGCUGCUAGAGUUGCCAAUGCCCAUUCUUUUAUCAUUAAGCUUCCUGAUGGCUUUGACACUCAGGUCGGGGAGAGAGGCUUGCAACUUUCGGGAGGACAGAAACAACGGAUAGCGAUUGCUAGGGCGAUGCUUAAGAACCCCGCAAUACUUCUCUUAGACGAAGCAACUAGUGCCCUAGACUCGGAAUCAGAGAAGCUCGUCCAAGAGGCACUUGAUCGUUUUAUGAUUGGAAGGACAACCCUUGUUAUUGCCCACCGUCUUUCCACCAUUCGUAAGGCUGAUCUUGUGGCUGUACUGCAGCAGGGAAGUGUAUCGGAGAUUGGAACCCAUGAUGAACUCAUGAUCAAAGGAGAAAAUAGUGUUUAUUCUAAGCUCAUUCGUAUGCAAGAAGCAGCACAUGAAACAGCCUUGAAUAAUGCCAGAAAGAGUAGUGCAAGGCCUUCAAGUGCUAGAAACUCGGUUAGCUCACCAAUUAUUACACGGAAUUCAUCAUAUGGGCGAUCGCCUUAUUCACGCCGGCUCUCUGAUUUCUCUACUUCUGAUUUUAGUCUUUCCAUCGAUGCUGCCCAUGCAAAUUACCGGCUUGAGAAGUUGGCAUUCAAAGAACAAGCAAAUUCCUUUCGCCGUCUUGCUAAGAUGAACGCUCCUGAAUGGCCAUAUGCGUUGGUUGGUUCUAUAGGCUCCGUUAUCUGUGGUUCACUCAGUGCGUUCUUUGCCUAUGUUCUCAGUGCUGUCCUUAGUGUCUACUAUAACCCAGACCAUGCAUUCAUGAUCAGAGAAAUUGCUAAGUACUGCUAUCUACUAAUUGGACUUUCAUCAGCUGCCCUCAUCUUCAACACGCUGCAGCAUUUCUUCUGGGACGUGGUCGGUGAGAAUCUGACAAAAAGGGUUAGAGAGAAAAUGAUGGCAGCUGUGAUAAAGAACGAGAUGGCAUGGUUUGACCAGGAAGAAAAUGAGAGUGCUCGAAUUGCUGCUAGGCUAGCUCUUGAUGCCAAUAAUGUUCGAUCCGCUAUUGGGGACAGAAUAUCUGUUAUAAUGCAGAAUUCUGCCCUCUUGCUUGUUGCUUGUACUGCUGGAUUCGUGUUGCAAUGGCGCCUUGCCCUUGUACUUAUAGCUGUCUUCCCUGUGGUGGUUGCCGCUACUGUUCUGCAGAAAAUGUUUCUGAAAGGUUUCUCUGGAGAUCUAGAGGCUGCCCAUGCUAAGGCUACACAGCUGGCAGGAGAAGCUGUGUCGAAUGUCAGAACUGUUGCUGCCUUUAAUUCAGAAGCGAAAAUUGUCGGUCUUUUUACUUCUAAUCUUGAAACUCCUUUACGAAGUUGUUUCUGGAAGGGGCAGAUUGCAGGUAGCGGAUACGGAAUAGCUCAAUUUGCCCUUUAUGCUUCCUAUGCUCUUGGUCUCUGGUAUGCUUCGUGGCUUGUUAAGCAUGGCAUCUCUGAUUUCUCCAAGACAAUUCGGGUUUUCAUGGUCCUUAUGGUCUCUGCUAAUGGUGCUGCUGAGACCUUGACCCUGGCUCCUGAUUUCAUCAAGGGAGGCCGUGCUAUGAAAUCGGUGUUUGAGCUUCUUGAUCGCAAAACUGAGAUCGAACCGGAUGAUCCAAAUGCUACAUUAAUUCCUGAACGACUUCGAGGGGAAGUGGAGCUCAAGCAUGUUGACUUCUCCUAUCCCACACGUCCUGACAUCUCCGUCUUCCAAGACCUUAACUUGCGAGCACGUGCAGGAAAGACUCUUGCUUUGGUAGGCCCAAGUGGAUGUGGCAAGAGUUCUGUCAUUUCCCUUGUUCUUAGAUUCUACGAUCCAUCAUCGGGAAGAGUCCUGAUUGAUGGUAAGGACAUCCGAAAGUACAAUCUCAAGUCUCUAAGGCAGCAUAUGGCUUUAGUCCCUCAGGAACCUUGCCUCUUUGCCACAACUAUUUACGAUAACAUCAAGUAUGGCAACGAUAAUGCAACAGAAACUGAGAUAAUUGAAGCAGCAACCCUAGCCAACGCGCACAAGUUCAUAUCAGCAAUGCCCGAUGGGUACAAGACCCAAGUAGGAGAAAGGGGGGUUCAAUUGUCCGGGGGACAAAAACAGCGGAUUGCACUAGCUAGAGCGUUCGUGAAAAAGGCGGAAAUAAUGUUGCUCGAUGAAGCUACUAGUGCACUUGACGCAGAGUCGGAGAGAUCCGUUCAAGAAGCCCUAAACCGUGCUUGCACAGGGAAGACUACAAUCGUGGUGGCACACAGGCUAUCGACCAUUAGGAAUGCCCAUGUCAUUGCUGUUAUUGAUGAAGGAAAAGUGGCAGAACAAGGUUCUCAUUCUCAUUUACUAAAGAACUACCCAGACGGGUGCUAUGCUCGGAUGAUACAGCUGCAAAGGUUCUCACACGGUCAGGCCAUAGAAAUGGCGUCAGGAUCAACCUCUUCCUUACAUCCAAGAGAAGACGAGGGAAGAGAAAAUUGAUACCCUUAAAAGGGGAAGAAUUUCCAAAUUUCGUAUAAAGAUCGAGGAAACCGAAAGGAAGAAAAAGAGUAUAGUCCAAUAUCCCUUCUCAUCAGUUUGGAAUUCUUGAUUUUUGCUGUCAUAUAUAGCCAUGUUGUGUAUGUGUUAUCUAAUUUAGCUUAUAAAAUAUAGUGUUUCUACCCAA